GUCCACUCGUCAUUACUUGCCUAAAAUAAUGAAUACAAAGAAGGGAAUUUCAAUAAAUAGUAAUUAUUACACUAUAUUAAAAAGAAAUAAAUGGAGCAGUGGAGGGGGUAGCGUUAUAAAGCUGCGAUAUCUUGCUCUCGGGCAGCAGACAGCGAUGGCUAUCCCAGUGAAGAAGAUCUUCAUUAGCGACGCAGUGCACGAGAGCUGUGCGGAGCUCCUCCGUGACGCUGGCUUCGAGGUAGAGCAGAAGACCAAGCUUACCGAAGAGCAGCUCAUCAAGGAGAUACAGGAUGUAGAAGCCUUGAUUGUUAGAUCUGAGACAAAAGUAAAGAAUAGUGUUCUCAAUUCUGCCCCUAAACUUCGAGUUGUUGGGAGAGCAGGAACUGGUGUGGACAACAUAGAUGUGGAAGCAGCAACAAAAAAAGGAAUAAUUGUGUUAAACACUCCUGGUGGUAACUCAAUCAGUGCCUGUGAAUUGACUUGUGCACUUGUUGUUGCUUUAGCAAGGAAUGUACCUAGUGGUUGCCAGUCAUUAAAAGAGGGGCGAUGGGACAGAAAGCUUUACACAGGAGAGGAACUUUUAGGGAAGACUCUAGCUGUGUUAGGCCUGGGAAGGAUUGGUCGUGAAGUAGCAUCAAGGAUGAAGGCUUUUGGUAUGAGAAUAAUUGGAUUUGAUCCGAUAGUAAGUGCAGAGUCUGCCGCUGCUCUAGGAAUAGAUAAGAUGGACCUUCCUGAAAUCUGGCCUCUUGCAGACUAUAUCACUGUCCAUACACCUCUUAUACCUCAAACUAAAAAUCUCAUUAAUGAAGACAGCCUUAACAAGUGUAAACCAGGUGUAAAAGUCAUAAAUGUUGCUAGAGGAGGGAUAGUUGAUGAAAAGGCAUUGCUUGAAGCUCUGAAGGAUGGUCGAUGUGGUGGUGCAGCUAUAGAUGUUUUCACAGAAGAACCUCCCAAGUCAGAAUGGUUGUUGGAGUUCAUCAAGCACCCCAAAGUAAUUGCGACACCUCAUCUUGGAGCCAGUACAGUUGAAGCACAAACACGAGUUGCUGUUGAAAUUGCCGAACAAUUGAUUUCAAUAGCGAAACCUGGUGAAGGUUUAGCUGGAGUUGUUAAUGCUCCUGUUCUUAAUGAUUUGAGAGUAGCAUCAAAUACAGCUUGGAUUAAUUUGGGUAGAGACUUAGGAAAUCUAGUUGGCAGGCUCUACAAACAGGAGCCACUUGGAGGAAUGAAAAUCGAUAUCAUAACUACAGGAGUAGAAGCUCUUCGUUUUAUGAAAACGGCUGUUUGUGCUGGUCUCAUGUCAGGAAGGACUGAGAAUGGUCUCAAUCUGAUCAAUGCUUUAUUCCUUGCUGAGGAAGCCGGAGUCCUUGUUACACAAGCUCACCAAGAUAAAAUGUCUGAGCCAUCGGUAUCAAUUGUUGUAUCUGGGAAGAAUCCUCAUAAAGUUUCUGGUACAAUAAGAGGAGGAGAAAGUUGGUUGCUGUCUAUCGAUGAUGCUAACUUUUCUGCAGGAGUAUUACUGAACUCCAACUCCUUAAUUUUUGAAGGAACAAAAGCUAAUGUUGACUGUCCCAAUGUUAUAGGAGCUUUAGUGAAAAAUAGCAUCGUAGUUACAAACAUGGCAGUCGCUAGAGGAAAGAAAGCAGUCUGGAUUGUGGUUCAGGUACUUGAGAAAUCAAACAUACCAAAAAUUGAUGGUCUUAAUGCGUUUUAGUCAGUCAAAAUUAAUAAUAAUUAUUCCAUUUUACUUUAUAAAAAUUUAAAUGAAUUAAUGAUUAUUGAAGUAUUGUCAACUAUUACUGGUAAUGGUGGUGUGAUUUAUUCUUCAUAAUUAUUUAAAAAUUAGGUGCCAUCAUCAGGAUAAUGUUAAAUACUCAUUUAAUAAAUUCCUAAUAACCCCUUACAGAUGAUUUUUUUUUCAAAAAUUAUUUUUGAAAAUUAAAAAAUUUAAGAAUGUAAUUCUUAGAUGAGUGUUUAUAGAGCUCAUUCAGGAAUGAUCCUGAAAUAAAAAGACUGAUAACAAAAAAAAUCAAAAUAAUGCUAUAAGUAAUCAAAUACUUUAUCAAGUCUUUUUUUUUUUUUCUAUUUCUUAUAUUAUUUUCAAUGCAUAAAAUGGAGAUUUAAGUUUUUCUUUUGUAUUAAAUGAAUAGAGAUUAUAUUAUAAAAACAUAUAUCUUUGUUUCCAUCAUGUUUAUAUAUUGACAUCAGUUUAACAUAGGUAAAGAUAAUUUAUUAUUAAUGUUAGUCAGACUUUUUGAAAUGUAUUUUUAUUAAUUUUAUAAUAUAAAAGUAAAGAAAAAACAAUUGUAAAUAGUUUUUAUAACAGUAUUGUUAUUAGUUGCUUAGAAUAAAACGUCUGAAAUUUGAAUUGUAAUUAGGUAUAUCAAAUAUAAAGUUUGAAUUGAUUUAAUAAAAAAAUGUUAUAAUUAAUUAUUUCCUUUCCUGAACCAUAACUGUCAGAUAAUAGAAGGUAAAUGUAAGUUCUUUUU
Nezara viridula (southern green stink bug) is the source of this 2489-nucleotide messenger RNA. The record is from the annotation of a GenBank genome assembly. NCBI's taxonomy places the organism in Eukaryota, Metazoa, Arthropoda, Insecta, Hemiptera, Pentatomidae.